CUCUCUCUCUCUCUCUCUCUCUCUCUCUCUCUCUCUCUCUCUCUCUCUCUCUCUCUCUCUCUCUCUCUCUCUCUCUCUCUCUCUCUGUGCGUGUGAGCAGACACCUAGAGCUUUGGAGAAAGCAUUGGGCAUGGGUGCAUUCAAACUGCACGGUUUGGACGUGAGCACGACGAAGGCGGUAUCGACGACAAAGCUAGUGAAGAUGAAGGCCAUCAGAGAGCUCAGGGAGCUGCAGAAAGAGGUUCUUGCAGAGAACAGCUAUGGCGUGUUCGUCAAAUCGCUGCCGGAAAACCUGACAUGGACAGAGGUCAAGGAGGCGUUCUCGAGGUUCGGCGAGGUCGAGUCUGUGCGGACGAAGAGCAUUCUAGGUUCGCGCCACUGUUUUGUUGAGAUGAAGACUGCGGAGGGUUACGAUCAGGCUCUGCGUAAUGGUUUUGUCGAGUUGGGAUCGUCUACGGUCCGGAUAUAUCCGGCCAAUCCGCUUAACCAGCCGGCCAUCAUACGCAUCCGAAAUGCUUUGCUGACGCCGGAGGAAAUUGCCCGCGAAUGCAAAAGAAUUGCUGUGGUUGAAAAGGUUGAAGUCAGGACUCAAGGGCUUGUCGACGUCUACUUUCAAGUCAAGGACAUGGAG
Messenger RNA from Chara braunii, 631 nucleotides. The record is from the annotation of a GenBank genome assembly. Lineage: Eukaryota; Viridiplantae; Streptophyta; Charophyceae; Charales; Characeae.